Molecule: messenger RNA, 2651 nt
Organism: Drosophila takahashii
Lineage: Eukaryota; Metazoa; Arthropoda; Insecta; Diptera; Drosophilidae
Gene: Hsf
Product: Heat shock factor
Biological process (GO): regulation of DNA-templated transcription
Molecular function (GO): DNA-binding transcription factor activity; sequence-specific DNA binding
Source: RefSeq, a predicted model, not a curated record
UUCGAUGGGUUUUUUCCAAACUGGUCACGCUACGAACAAAAGCAAAAGCAAUUCGGAGAUUUCAUUAAAUUUUCACUUGUGAAUAAAACGCGGAAAAACACUUGGAAAACAGAAGAACAGAGCUUAAAAAAGCGGUACACAGCGAAAGUGAAGUGCGAAACGCAAACUAAACGUGUUAACAGCGAGUUUUCUACGCCGCGAACGCCGAGAGAGCUGUAAAAUUGUUAAGGCUGCGCUGGUCACUAUAUGUCCAGGCCGCGUUCAUCCGCCAAAGCCGUGCAGUUCAAGCACGAAUCGGAGGAAGAGGAGGACGACGAGGAGGAGCAGCUGCCUUCCAGGAGGAUGCACUCGUUCGGGGACGCGGGCGCCAUCGGGAGCGGGGUGCCGGCCUUCUUGGCCAAACUGUGGCGCCUCGUCGACGACGCCGAUACCAAUCGCUUGAUCUGCUGGACCAAGGAUGGCCAAAGUUUUGUUAUACAAAAUCAGGCGCAAUUCGCCAAGGAAUUGCUGCCCCUGAACUACAAGCACAACAACAUGGCCAGCUUCAUCAGACAACUGAAUAUGUAUGGUUUCCACAAGAUCACCUCCAUUGACAACGGAGGCCUGCGCUUCGAUCGCGACGAGAUUGAGUUCUCACAUCCCUUCUUCAAGCGCAACUCCCCGUAUUUACUGGACCAAAUCAAAAGGAAGAUAUCGAAUAACAAAAACGGGGACGACAAGAGUGUGCUGAAGCAGGAGGCCGUGUCGAAGAUCCUCAGCGAUGUGAAGGUGAUGCGCGGACGCCAGGACAACCUGGACUCGCGUUUCUCCGCCAUGAAGCAGGAAAACGAGGUGCUGUGGCGCGAGAUAGCCAGCCUGCGUCAGAAGCACGCCAAGCAGCAGCAGAUAGUCAACAAACUGAUCCAGUUCCUAAUCUCCAUCGUGCAACCGUCGCGCAACAUGUCCGGCGUCAAGCGCCACAUGCAGCUGAUGAUCAACGACACGCCGGAGAACGAUCGUGCUCGCAGCACCAGCGAGACGGAGAGCGAGGGCGGCGGCGGCCCGGUCAUCCACGAGCUCAGCGAGGAGCUGCUCGACGAGGUGAUGAAUCCUUCGCCGACUAACUACGCUGCAGCUUCGCAGUACGACCAGGAGAGCGUCUCCCCGCUGGCCGUCGAGCGGCCGCGUUCGAAUAUAAGCAUUAGCUCGCACAACGUCGACUAUUCGAAUCAGAGCGUCGAGGACUUGCUGCUCCAGGGCAAUGGAACUGCUGGCGGUAAUCUUCUGGUCGGAGGAGCAGCCUCUCCGCUCGCCUCCAGUGUGAGCAGUCAGUCGCCGGCCCAGCAAGUUGUCUACACGGUCACCGAGGCCCCCGACUCGCAUGUCCAGGAGGUGCCCAACAGUCCGCCGUAUCACGAAGAGCAGAACGUCCUCACCACGCCCAUGGUGCGGGAGCAGGAGCAGAAGCGUCAGCAGCUCAAGGAGCAGAACAAGCUGCGACGACGCGCAGGAGAAGUAACCAUCGAUGCCGCCCCAAUUCUGGUGGAAGAGGGCGGUCCUAAGGUGCAGCGCAAGAGCAACCAGGGAAUGGUUCAGCCAAUGAUUAUCAAGGCCGAGCCGGAGAACAACUCUGGAAUAAUGGAGCUUAUAAAUCCCUCAAACUCUGAUCUGUACAAUGUAAACUUUAUCAGUGAAGAUAUGCCUACGGAUAUAUUCGAAGACUCUUCUUUGCUGCCUGCUGGCGUGGAGGAGGCAGCCAAGCUGGAUCAGCAGCAGAAAUUCGGGCAAUCUACAGUGAGCAGCGGCAAGUUUGCCAGCAAUUUCGAUGUGCCCACCAAUAGUUCUUUGUUGGAUGCAAAUCAGGCCUCGACAUCGAAGGCUGCAGCCAAGGCACAGGCCAAUGAGGAGGAGGCGGCGGCCUUGGCUGUGGCCAAGUACACGGGCAGCGAGAACGGAGCUACGCGAGAUCUCAACAACGGUCAGCUCCUCAGGAUCCCCUCAGUUGACGAUCUCCAUGGGCACUUGGACAACAUGCAAGAUGAGCUGGAAACUCUGAAGGAUCUGUUGCGUGGCGACGGGGUGGCCAUUGAUCAAAACAUGCUUCUGGGUCUCUUUAAUGACUCGGAUCUGAUGGACAACUACGGCUUAUCUUUUCCCAAUGACAGCCUAAGCAGUGAAAAGAAGGCACCCAGUGGCUCAGAACUGAUUUCCUAUCAGCCCAUGUACGAUCUGUCCGACAUUCUGGACACGGACGAUGGCAACAAGGAUCAGGAGGCCAACAGACGCCAGCAGCUGCAGACGCAGAACUCGGUGUUGAAUACGCCACGUCACGAGUUGUAACUUAUAUUAAGUAGUAGCAGCGAACAAUUUGUUUCUAGCUUUUAAUUGAAUCAAUCUUUUACGUGUUAAUUUUCUUCACUUACUCUGUCUAACCUUUUAGUUGAUUCAUACCUAUAAUCAUGCUACUUUUAAUCACCGUAAUCAUAUUAAUGAUGCUGUAUAUGCCUUAUGCACUAUAUAUAUGAUAUAUAGACUAACCAGUUCUUGUUGUAGAAAGACUCGAAGAAUCAGUUAAUAUUUAGAUGUAUUUUGUAUCCGGGGAUUUUGAGGGCCUCGGCUCAGGUAGAAGAUUUUUAGUUUGCACUAACCGAUCGAGAGGGAUGAACGCUGCU